This is a messenger RNA of Danaus plexippus (monarch butterfly), 3504 nucleotides long. Its product is annotated as NFX1-type zinc finger-containing protein 1. Gene Ontology annotation, biological process: regulatory ncRNA-mediated heterochromatin formation. The record is from RefSeq and is a predicted model, not a curated record. Gene Ontology annotation, cellular component: nuclear RNA-directed RNA polymerase complex. The transcript has 14 exons. The coding region runs from base 120 to 3476 and encodes 1118 amino acids. Lineage: Eukaryota; Metazoa; Arthropoda; Insecta; Lepidoptera; Nymphalidae. Gene Ontology annotation, molecular function: helicase activity.
ACACAUUUACAUAUUACAGGUGUUAGUUAUAACUUAGAAAUAAAUUAAAUAUUAUUUGGAGUUAUUCAGUUAUUAUUAAGAGUACAUAUUGAAAAAUAAUAAAUAUAUUUUUGUAACUUAUGAUGGCAGAAAGCAAUAAAUCUUUACGGAUUGAUUGGUUCGAUGGUACAGUUAUUGAGGAGACAAGACCAAAUACUUCUUUCAGAGAUGAAAUUUCUACACCGCCUCCAACUAAAACUCAAGAAAUAGAAAAGAAACACAUAGGCUUUAAACGUCUGCUCGACAUCUCAUAUUUAAAGCCUCCUAUUUUAAAUUUAGAACUUUCUAAUCGACCAGGGUUUUGGCUUCUUUUCAAUUCCGAAAUAAAAGAUGAUUUUCUUGUUUUAAUUACAAAAGUGAUAGCGACAGUUUACAAUUCAAUAGAGGUGACUGACAAAACAAAAAUUGUUAACUUAUUGAGAAAUAAAUUUGAAAAAUCGGACUUCUUGAUUAAGUUGAAGAAUUAUUUAAAUGGAUUACCAAGUGUUAGAUUGGUCGACAAAAGAAUGAAUAUGCAGUUUUGGAACGACGUAGAGGGAUUUUACUUUCAAGUGUAUGAACUGUGUAAGGCUAUGUUUAAUUUUGGUGUGAACGGGAAGACUUUACAAGAGCUAUAUGAUUUGUUGGAAGUAACAGAGCUGAGUGCCUUAGGAGUGCAGGAAGUACAUAUGGAACCUAUUGGUGAAAAAUUUUAUGAACAAGUUAAUGAUAUAAAAAUGGAUAUAUCAAAAUCAAUCAAUAAUAAUACCAAACAACCUACUGAGAAACCGAUAAGCAGUGAUCCUCGUAAUUUCAGAAACUUAAACAUAUUUCCAUCCAAAGAUGACUUACUUGAUAUAAGUAAUGUUAAAAUUGUACCUCAUAUUGUGAAUGGUGCAUAUCCCUCCCUCGAACAUUAUUUGGAUUUACAAUUUAAACUGUUGAGAGAAGAUUGUUUUGGUCCACUGAGAGAAGGCAUAAAUAAAUAUCUAGCAAAUCCUUUGAAAAGAAAAUAUGAAAAUAUAAGAGUAUAUCCAAAAGUUCGUGUAAUCCGCGCGUAUGUGAGCAACAAUAAAGUUGGUCAUUUAGUGGAUAUAGCGUGGGGUGAGAGAGCAUCAAACAUUUCCGUAGACUACAGGAAAUGUGCUCACAACAAACGACUGAUGUAUGGAAGCUUAGUAUUAUUCACCUGUGAUAGUUUCCAGAACAUUCUGUGCGCUUCUGUAUUGGAUUCUAGUUUGGAUCUCUUGAGAUCUGGAUGUAUUGCUGUAUCCUUUCAAAAUCCAAUACCGAGCAGUGUGUAUUCUGAAAAGUUUCUUAUGGUUGAAAGUGAAGUAUUCUUCGAGCCAUAUCACAGAGUGCUAAAAGUAUUGCAGGAAUACCAUGACGUUAUACCCAUGAAGAAAUAUAUUAUUGAUGUACAGCCAGAAUCAAAACCACCGGCUUACCUGACAGGAAACACCACUUAUACUAUCAGAGAUCACGAAUCACGAGAGAUUACUUUUCCAGUAGUUAAUACAGAUCAAUGGCCGACACCGGAAGCCUUUGGGCUCGAUCAAUCACAGUUAAACGCCUUUAAAUUCGCAUUGACAAGAGAAUUUGCUGUCAUACAAGGCCCGCCUGGUACUGGGAAAACGUUCUUAGGUGUCAAAAUCGCUUCUACCCUCCUCAACAAUCUGUCUUUCCAGAACAACCCAAUGCUAAUAAUUUGCUACACGAAUCACGCCCUUGAUCAAUUUCUAGAAGCCAUUCUCGGUAUUACCAAGAACAUUGUUAGAUUGGGAAGUCAGAGCAAAAGUAAAUUGUUAGAACCGUACAAUAUAAAUAAUGUUAGAUUGAAAACGAAAUCGAAAUAUUCCUAUCUGUUUUCUAAGAAACGGACUGAAAUUGAGGUUAUAUUCAAAAAAAUGACAGAUUUGCAAACAGUGAUCGAGAAGUGUGAGAGAGAAGUGCUCUGCUACAAAACUAUUAAGAAACAUCUUAAAAUUGGUGACGUACUACAUGAACUGAACGCGUGCGAUGAAGACGCGGUCUUAGAUUGGCUGUUUGAAGCAAAUAACUCGAAGGAACGUACAGACGACUGGGAGAAGUUUCUAGAAUACGAUGACGGGAUAGAGACGUGUUUCUCAGAAGAAUAUGCAUUGAGACAAAUAAGCACUAUGAACGACAGUAAGAAGUGUUUGAUCGAAAAUACGGAUCAAAUCAAGGGGGAUAACGCUAUUGAGAAAUUUCAAAAACUUAUAACCAAAAUGAAAAAUAGAUUAGAAACUUUUAAGAACUACAUCGUUUGUGCGGGUCUGUAUCAAAACCUGGAUGUUCCGAGUGUCAAUGAUCUAUAUGAACUCGGCCAAGAUGACAGAUGGAAGUUGUACUUCAAAGCUGUUGAAGGAGUUAAACGUGAACUAACCGAGAAGAUGAACCGUUUGAUAACAGAGCACAGCGCAUGUAGUGAAGAGCUAUCUGAAGUCAGCAACCUCAUUGAUGAAGAGGUCCUGGGAUGUGCGAGGGUUGUGGGAAUUACCACCAGUGGAGCAGCCAGCAGACAUCGGCUCAUGGAUAAACUGGGUUGUAGUGUAGUUAUUGUUGAAGAAGCAGCUGAAGUAUUGGAGGCACAUAUUGUUGCUUCACUUACACACAAGUGUGAACAUCUUAUACUGAUCGGAGACCACAAACAACUGAGACCAUCAACAGCCCAUUAUGUGUUAGCAAAGAAAUACAAUCUAGAAAUAUCUCUGUUUGAAAGAAUGAUAAGAAAUGAGAUACACUCUAUCACUCUAACAACUCAGAGGCGAAUGAGAAGUAACUUCGUUGAACUCUUGGUUCCUGUGAUAUACGAUAAAUUGGAUAGUUUUAAUGUAGAUUAUCCAAAGGUUAAGGGAAUGAAGGAUAAUUUGUACUUUUAUAAUCACAGUGCCUGGGAAGAUACUGAGGGUCUAGAAGACAGUUGGAGUCAUAAAAAUUCUUUUGAAGCGAAGUGGUGUGUUUCACUCGCUAACUACUUGAAACUAAUGAAAUAUGACAGUGCGGACAUCACCAUACUCACAACAUAUACCGGACAAGUGACUCUGAUUAAGGAGAUGGCGUCAAAAUAUCAUCUCCUAAGCAACGUCAAAGUGGUAGUUGUAGACAACUAUCAAGGCGAGGAGAGCAGGAUAGUUAUACUGUCAUUAGUAAGGAGCAACAGAGACGGAGAUAUAGGAUUCCUCAAUGCCAGGAAUAGGAUAUGUGUGGCGUUAUCUAGAGCCAAGGAAGGUUUCUACAUCUUCGGUAACAUGAAAGUUCUAGAAAAAGCUAGUCCGACAUGGCGUCAAAUACACGAGAAAUUGAAAAUACAGAAAGCUAUAGGAAACAAAAUCACAGUUAUGUGUGACAUUCAUGGAAAAACACUCGAUAUAAGAUCUACGGCGGAUAUGGAUAACUGCUUGGACGUUUGCUGUCUGAGAAACUGCAGAGAAUGAAUUAGUAAUAAACCUAUGUACCGAUAAA